AUGGAGCUAGGACGACUGAAGGAAAGUACAUCUACAUCUCGACCCUCAUCAUUCUUCAUAGAGGACAUUUUGUUGAGUAAACCAAAGCAGUUAUGCAGAGAAUAUUCUAAUCUCAGCAACUUGUCCGCCAUUAUGAGACCAUCACUUCCGGCGGAAUACGCAGCCGCGUACCACUGUUUCCCGGCUUCACCAGUAUUCUUUCCACACGUAUUACAGCACGUGCAGGGACUGGCAGCCAAACAUGCUGAACAUCAUUUUAUAACGCCAACAUCUUCCGGGUUUCCGCUGGGUCCCCUGUUUCAGCACGAUAGUCCAGGAAAGCACUGUAGACGGCGGAAAGCUCGUACUGUGUUCAGUGAUCAACAGCUAAAUGGUUUGGAGAAAAGAUUCGAGUCUCAACGUUACUUAUCAACCCCUGAACGCGUGGAGCUUGCGUCACAGCUUAGUCUGUCAGAGACCCAGGUGAAAACGUGGUUCCAGAACAGGAGAAUGAAACAUAAAAAAUUACAAAAGAAAGGACAUAAUGAUUCUGAUGACGUCACGGAAAUUAAUGAGGAUGACAGUGAUAGUGGAGCAUAUGACGAACAUUCUGUGUCAAUUGACGACGAGCAGACGACAUGUACCACGUCUGGAAAAUUUACAAGAUAUGACGUGGAAAGUCUCGUGAAAGGUCAAAGUUCAUUUACAUCCGGGUGUUCAAACUAUCGUGCCAACUCGGACGAAGAAGACAAUGAAGAAAUUGACGUUGUUGAGUCGGAUCGCGAAAACUCGUGAUAAAACGAUGUUGUGAAAUCUGAAGUGUCAUAUUGUUAGUAUUUCGAUUGUAUUUAUUUUGUGAAAGUACAGUGAAUUAUGUUAAUUGAAUGGCCAGUAAGACACAGCAAUUUUAGUGCAAAAGUAAAGUAAACCAGACAAGAGGUUAAGUGAGUAUGCUUCUAGUUACAUAAACAGACUUAAAUCUCCACAUACUGUGUAAGCUUAACUUCUGUUCACAGUUUACAUUAUAACAUUUGUUUCCAGACAAAUUACUUACUUUCUAGUAUACAUGUACUAUAUUUGUUACCAAGAAAACAGUCACAAUUGCGGAAAUGGAUAUAAGAAACGAAAGUUUUAAAUUGGCUCUGCAUUUACUAUAUUGCAUACUUUCUGGUUCACCAUAUUCGUCACACUGCUUUUCGUUAAUUUCUGUUUAUUUUUACAUAGGUCUCAAGGUGGUAUUACUUGUUCAAACUUUUGAAUUUGGAAUAUAAUUUUAUGGACAAAACCGUAAUUUGACCUGUGAAAAUUUCGGGAAACUGCCAUUGUCAGCAUAAUGAAGUAUUUCACAUAAUUAGGUUGAUUUUGUUUCUCCUAAAAUAUAUGUACGAGUAUCCAGCAACAAAUUAAAUCAGGAUUCUAGAUUUAAAACUGGCUAAAAUUUACAGUUACAAGUACCAUAUCAUAAUCGUAAGUUUUAGAGAUAUGUUGAA
Messenger RNA from Mercenaria mercenaria, 1469 nucleotides. RefSeq names its product brain-specific homeobox protein homolog. NCBI's taxonomy places the organism in Eukaryota, Metazoa, Mollusca, Bivalvia, Venerida, Veneridae. Bases 1 to 774 code for a protein of 257 amino acids. The record is from RefSeq and is a predicted model, not a curated record. Gene Ontology annotation, biological process: regulation of DNA-templated transcription. The transcript is spliced from 3 exons. Gene Ontology annotation, molecular function: DNA binding; DNA-binding transcription factor activity, RNA polymerase II-specific.